Molecule: messenger RNA, 1386 nt
Organism: Esox lucius (northern pike)
Lineage: Eukaryota; Metazoa; Chordata; Actinopteri; Esociformes; Esocidae
Exons: 2
Coding region: 266-1357 (363 amino acids)
Biological process (GO): circadian rhythm; regulation of DNA-templated transcription
Cellular component (GO): nucleus
Molecular function (GO): DNA-binding transcription factor activity; DNA binding
Source: RefSeq, a predicted model, not a curated record
GCAAUUCAUUUCUUGACACAUUUUAAACAACCUGGCCCUUUAUUUCUACUUUCUUAACUCCUGCAAAAACUAGGCAUGCCACCAAUAAUAACCGCUGUUCGUUUCUCUUAAGCAUACAGAUGCGCGUGCACAGAAAUAAAAACCACUACACACGUGCACACAAGACACAAGACCAAAGCAUGAAAGCUUUCACUGAGUGCCAAAUGUGCUUCAUCUCAUUAUCACUAUAACACUUCACAUCGGAAACACCAACAAAAAGAGCCUCAUGACUGACAUGUCGGCCCCGCAGAGUAGCCAUGGCACCCCAGACGAUAUGUGCCGGUCCUCCGCCUCCUCCUUGCUGGAGAGCAAUGGUGGAGAAGAGGAGGCGUUAGAUCGUGGCCUCAUCUUCCCUGUGGCUCGGUCAUGCCUUCUAGCCAAUAGAAUAUUGAAGCUCCGGACCUGCCCGAACUACAUGUCGCUGAAAACCCGGCGCAAAAGGGAGAUGACACCCGUUGAAAAGAAAGACGCCAACUACUGGGAUAAGCGUCGCAAGAACAACGAGGCGGCCAAACGCUCACGAGAGAAAAGGAGGGUAAAUGAUCUGAUGCUGGAGAGCCAGCUGCUGGCCAUCAGUGAAGAGAAUACCAUGCUGAGGGCUGAGGUGCUCAGCCUACAGUAUCACAUCGGCCUAGGGAAAGAGGCAGGCCAAGCCACCCGGCCUUUCCAUGGCCCGGCUCCACUGCACUAUCCAAUAAAACCCACCCUAUUUCACCCAGGGGUUGGAGGCCACCCCAUCUCCCUCCUGGGGGACCAGCAUCAUUUGGAGGGUCUGUACCUUAGAACCAGGGUGCAGCCUACAUCCAAAACCAGCGUUGGUAUUCUGGGUGUCGAUCAAUGUAGUCCUCAGAAUUUUUGGAAUUCAGGUCUUUCUCACUAUGUUCCUCCCUCCUGCAACUCCCAGAGAACAGCCUGUGCUUCAGAAAGCUCUGGGUCAGUUGAACAGGAGGAAUUUGCUCACCAGGUCUCAUCCAGUCAUGAUCUUCCUAGCGGCCUGGAAGCAGCUCCUGCCUCAAACAGAGCCUUUCUGACAGCUUUUCACACUCUCCCCUCUUCUCCCAUUCUUCCCACAUCCUCAUGCCCACCCCAAAGUUGGCUGCUCCCCAGUCUGAAUCCCAUGCAGGCUCAUACCAACCGCCUGCUGCCCUGCAGUUCACCCCACCUCCCCCAGGCAGCCCUGUACCCCAGCCGGCCUCUCUACCUGCCACUGGAGGAUAGUGCGAGGGAGCACCAGCCCCUAGAUAUACACAGGGACUACAGGGACAGAUUCAACAGGCUGGGACAGCUCAGGAGGUACCUCAGUCGAGACAGCAGCUAAAAAGCAUCAUUGUGAAGAAGAAAUACUGU